Colletotrichum graminicola M1.001 is the source of this 2277-nucleotide messenger RNA. RefSeq names its product ubiquitin fusion degradation protein. Gene Ontology annotation, cellular component: VCP-NPL4-UFD1 AAA ATPase complex. The transcript has a single exon. The record is from RefSeq and is a predicted model, not a curated record. Gene Ontology annotation, molecular function: polyubiquitin modification-dependent protein binding. The coding region runs from base 1 to 2277 and encodes 758 amino acids. NCBI's taxonomy places the organism in Eukaryota, Fungi, Ascomycota, Sordariomycetes, Glomerellales, Glomerellaceae.
AUGGAGGAAUCACAGCCUGAGCUGAAGUGGUCUGCGCCAUUUGCAGUACUCCCACCCUCACAAUCCGCCCCUCGAGACUUGCGUGGCGACAAGAUUCUUCUUCCUCCCUCUGCCCUCGAGCAGCUGCUCGCAGCAUCUCCCCGACCACCCGCACCCGCAAACUCUACCUUCACCUCAUACGACCCAUUCAAUCCAUAUGCGCGCCAUCACCAAACCCAGUACCACCAUAGCGACUCUUCCCAGCAACUACCCAACCCCUUGAUGUUCCGCUUGGUCAAUCAGAACAACGGGAACAUCGUCUACGCCGGCAUUCGCGAGUUCUCUGCCGACGAUGGCGAGAUUGCCUUGGCUCCGUACCUCAUGGAAGCUUUGGGCAUACUGCCGACCGAUUUUGGCAGCGAGACCUCCAGCGGCGAACCCAUUGACGCGACGGACGAUUCAACGAAACACACUCAGCCGAGGGUGACAGUGCACGCGAACCAACUGCCCAAGGGGACCUAUGUCCGCCUCAGGCCGCUCGAGGCAGGUUACGACCCCGACGACUGGAAGUCCCUGCUCGAGCGUCAGCUACGAGAAAGUUACACCACCCUCACAAAGGGUACCGUGCUCUCCGUCCGCGGCGUCAAAGGCGAAGAUUUUAAGUUCUUGGUCGACAAAUUCCUGCCCGAGGGAGACGGCAUCUGCGUCGUGGAUACUGACUUGGAAGUCGACAUUGAGGCUCUCAACGAAGAACAAGCCCGAGAGACUAUGCGCCAAAUCAUGGCCAAGGCCCAACCUGGUACUGCUAAUGGAAGUUCGAAAGGAAGCGAGCUUGAUGUGUGGAAACCCGCUGAAGGCCAAGUUCUGCCAGGAGAAUACGUCGACUACGAGCUGCCCUCCUGGGACCGAACCCGACCCCUGACCAUUGAGCUCUCCGAGCUCUCGGUUCCCGAUUCAUUAGACUUGUUCAUCAGUCCAAAGUCCGCUCGGCAACGAGCCCAACCUCGCGAUUUUGAACAUAUUUUUAGCAACUUCGCUCCCUCUCAAGAUGGAAGAAAGGCUAUUACCAUCCGACCUACGAAUAUCGAGCUGGAGAACGCCGAGCAGCUUCUCAUUGCGGUUCAUGGCUAUCCCUUGGCGGGAGGUUCUGAAGAUUCGGUACCAGUUUACUUUCGUCUCAGGGCGAAAGCCGAAGGAGAGGCAGAAUUACAUGAUGCGACGGUUGACCUGGUGAACGAUGAGACGAGGCCAAUAGAUGAGGAACAGUGCAAAAACUGCCUCCAGUGGGUUCCCAAGCGCACCUUGGUGCUACACCAGAACUUCUGCCUUCGAAACAACAUUCUUUGCACAAGGUGCAGACACGUCUUCAAGAAGGGAUCCUUGGAGUGGGAAGCACACUGGCAUUGUGAACAUGACGAUGCCCACGGCGACUCAUCAGCAAGCAAAGCCAAACACGAUUACGUAAGGCAUACGGAGCGUCAAUGCCCAUCUUGUGAAUUCACGGCGCCAUCUCUGGUGGAGCUGGCACUGCACCGUACGAGUGUGUGCCCAGGGAAAUUGAUUCUUUGCCAGUUCUGUCACCUCGAAGUGCCACAGGAGGGCGACCCCUUGAACCCAUCUGCAGAGACAAUUCUGUCAGGUCUCACAGCUCAUGAACUGGCCGAUGGCGCCCGCACGACAGACUGCCACCUGUGUCAGAAGAUCGUUCGCAUGCGAGACAUGACAGCCCACAUGAAGCACCACGAGUUGGAUAAGGUUUCCCGAUCCAAGCCUGCAAUCUGCCGCAACGCAAACUGUGGCCGAACUCUUCAUGGCGUGGGAUCCGCUGGCUCCGUUGGCGCCGGAACGGCUAUGGGACAGGGGCCUGGAAACGAUCUGGGUCUUUGCUCGUUGUGCUUUGGACCUCUCUACGUUAGCAUGCACGACCCGGAGGGCAAGGCUCUCCGACGUCGUAUUGAGAGAAGGUAUCUCGGCCAGUUGAUGACAGGCUGUGGAAAGAAAUGGUGCGGAAAUGAGUGGUGUCGUUCUGGCAGAGCCAACCUUGGGCUUGAAUCCAAAGGAACGAGUGCGCAAGCCGCCUUGCCAAUCGUGAAACCGUUGGUGCAGAGCAUCCCUCAAGUUCAGGAACCAAUAUAUUUUUGUGUUGACGAGGCUUCACAGCGGCGGCGGAAGCUAGCAGAGAUGUUGGCAGGAGAAGGAGUAUGGGACUUCGAGUGGUGUCUCGCUGCGUGUGAAGCAGCCACAGGAGACUUGGACAAAGCGCGGGAAUGGUUGGUCAAUUGGGCGCCAACUAGAUAA